Molecule: messenger RNA, 432 nt
Organism: Photinus pyralis (common eastern firefly)
Lineage: Eukaryota; Metazoa; Arthropoda; Insecta; Coleoptera; Lampyridae
Product: neuroligin-2-like
Exons: 1
Coding region: 1-432 (143 amino acids)
Biological process (GO): postsynaptic membrane assembly; modulation of chemical synaptic transmission; neuron cell-cell adhesion
Cellular component (GO): postsynaptic membrane; synapse; cell surface
Molecular function (GO): signaling receptor activity; neurexin family protein binding
Source: RefSeq, a predicted model, not a curated record
AUGCUUACUAGAUGGCCAAUUGCAUUUUUGCUGUUUAUUUCAAUAGUUGCGGUACGAGCCGGUCCGAGGUACAGUUCUCGAAUUGUCGAAAUUGAAACCGGCGCCAUUCGCGGUAUUAUCCUCGAGCUCAACUCGCGCCAUCUAGAGCCGGUCGAAGUGUUUCGCGGUGUACCGUACGCCGCCCCUCCCGUCGGACCUUUACGCUUUCGUCCACCCGCGCCGCCACUGACUUGGCCCGGUACGCGUCUCGCCGACACCUUCGGCUCCGUCUGCCCCCAGAGAUAUCCGGACAUCACGAACAAAACUGCCGCCUUACAGUUCAUGCCGAAAGGGCGCUACCACUACUUGAAGAAGCUGCUACCGCUCCUCGUCAACCAAUCCGAGGACUGCCUGUUCCUGAAUAUCUACGUACCUGGCAGUGGUGGGUAUUGA